Messenger RNA from Peromyscus californicus insignis, 1483 nucleotides. It is a transcript of the gene CUNH12orf60, whose product is annotated as chromosome unknown C12orf60 homolog. The record is from RefSeq and is a predicted model, not a curated record. The coding region runs from base 345 to 1070 and encodes 241 amino acids. The transcript has 2 exons. Lineage: Eukaryota; Metazoa; Chordata; Mammalia; Rodentia; Cricetidae.
GGCUUUUGAAUUGAUUUCUUUAAAUGUGUACUUGAUGCUUAAGAGGAGGCUGGAUGCUGCAUGGAGGACUGAGAGUUGGUAAUGUGUGGUGCUUCCAUCUGGCUUUCAACUGUUUGCUUCUGAAUCUGAGCGCUCUCCUUAGUGGAACAGAAGCCCACAAUUAGUCAGACUUCUUCAAGAUCACUGAUGCCUACCGACUGACACAAUGCUAUGCCUCAGAGCGGUUCUGGGCCAUAAACUCACUACCACUUUUUUUACAUUUUUAACAGUUACCUGCCUGAAGCCUGUUAAAGACUGUGGCAUUACCAGGUACCUUAGAGGGCUUCAAUUUCUUUUUUGGAGAAAUGUCUUCUGAGUCAGAAAAGGGUAAAGAGAGACUGAUUCAAGCUGCUAAAAUACUCUUCUUUCACAUACGAGAUCUGGUUUCCUUCAUAAAUAAGUUCGUUGAAUUGUUUAACCUCACAAUGAAGACUCAGAUCCUCCAGAUGGAUCUGAAAGAAGAUAGCUACAUUAAAGAUUUCUUUGAACAAAUGAUUAAAAUUUUUAAAGAGAUGCAAUUGGUGUUUGAUGCAAAGCACAAACAAAUGCAAAAGGAGCCUUUAUGUUCCAAGGUGGUGACUGCUGUGACCGCUGCAGUGGAGAAAUGUGCCAACGUGGGUCCCCACCACACAGCUAAAGAAAUGCUCAAAACUAUCCAGACACCAGCUGUUGCCUCUGUGCUGAACAGUAGUCACAUCCUUGGGAAUCUAGAAUCUGCUCUUUCGCUCCUGAUACAGUUCCCCAUCAUGAGUCUUCGAUUACGUGACUUCUAUACGGAAGAGACCAAAGAGCAGCCAGGUACUACCACAUCCGAGAAAAGUCCAGAACAUCCCAAGGCCACUUCAGAGGAUGCCUUGAGGAAGCUGCAAGAUGCCCUAAGAACUGAUAAUGCCAACAAGUCAGUAGAAGCAGCCGCAGAUGAACUGGAACUGUUUGUCAAGACUAUGGAGCCAACCUUACAGGUCCUCCAGAAAACCAUAAAGACCAUAGAAGGGGAUAUCUCCACAUCUAAGGAAGCCGAGGCCAAGUAGAGGCAUGGUGGAAGAUGUGUUCCUUUCUGUCUGAAAUCAACUUGAGUUCUCUAAUUUUUUUUGUGGUACUUUGUACGUUCCAUUAAUGCUAUAUGUGCAGUUUGUUAGAACUUAAAUGUAGAGAGUCAUCCCUUGGCAAACCACUUACCUGUAGUUCUGACUUGUUACAAUAAAAAGGCAUAACCAAAGAAAGCCUGCUUGAAAUGGAAGUGACUAAGUAGAACAUCCUACUGUAAGGAUCAAGGCAGUAUUACGCUCGGGGAUAGUUCUAAAUAGGUUGUUGCUUUGAAAGCAUAAUUAAAGCAACUGAUCCCUCCUUUUCACAACUCUGUCUCCAGUUACAACAGUGUGAAGUCCAGGUAAGUGUUGGCAUUAUCUUAUGGUAAUCUAUUCAUUACCAUACUAUAAUCUGU